Molecule: messenger RNA, 1260 nt
Organism: Necator americanus (New World hookworm)
Lineage: Eukaryota; Metazoa; Nematoda; Chromadorea; Rhabditida; Ancylostomatidae
Exons: 1
Coding region: 1-1260 (419 amino acids)
Source: RefSeq, a predicted model, not a curated record
AUGGAUGAGCUGCGACGUGUCAAGAGAGAGCUAAAACGCCUCAGGACCGCAAUUCCACCGCUGCCCACACCGGAUACGCUUUACGAUGACAUGGUCGACAACUGUCGCAAUAUCAUGAGAACGAUAGAAUCGCUUGAUGGACUCCGUAGUGAUAUCGAGUAUUUCUAUAAUAGUAAUUUGCGAUAUGGCGAAUUGAAACGCGAGGCGCAAAUACUGGAGCGCAAGGCAGAAAUCUGCAAGCUUAAGUUCCAGUCUUUGCGCCAGCACUUACGUUUGUUGUUCUCGGUAGUUCCUAUCCUAAAAGCGAUGUCAGCACUAGCAUGGAGAGCGAAAAUGCAGGAGCCCCAAAGUUACGUAAGGCGAGAUGGACAAGAAAAAGAACUGCUGACGAGCCAGAAAGAGAUUGAGAUUAUUGUGAACGAUCAGCUGCAAGGGAUGAACGAAUUUUUCACUGCGAUUCGCGGAAUCCGUUCCAGCUGUCUCAAUAUGGAGCGUGGCCAGAAGGAAAGCCUCAAUGUUCGUAUUCUGGAAACGGUGCAGUUCAUCAGCGCCACCGUAACGGACAUAAAGGAACAAAUGGAGCGGGUCGGAGCAAACCAAGUCCACGAUGAAGCGCAGCCGACAACUUCCAGUUCGACACUAGGGGACAACUUUUCGCAGACGGUGGAAAGUUGCCAGAUGGCAACCAACGAGAAGGAUCGUGGGGAAAGUUCAGAACAGGCGAAAAUUGCGAGUAAUGCCGAGUAUAUGGAAGCGGUGGAGAUGGAAUACGAAAAGGCGAGAGACGACCCGAAGGAAGCCGCAAUUCGAGCAGAGAUCAAAUCGCUGGAAACAGAACUCACCAAUGUCCAGAAGCGCCUUCGAGAACUUGCGAGGAAGCGAACCUGUAGGCAGCGAGAGUAUGAGGCAGGAGUUUACCGCACUGAAGAAAGAAAGAUGAGAUGUGUUUUCUGCGGUGAGCAAGGAUUGCACUACUCUGACUCCUGCAGUAAGAUGCGAACCGGCGCGGAAAGAAGCUUCCUGAGAAAAGGUGGCAGAUGUUUUAAUUGUUUAGAGCUGCACUGCGUAGGUGGCUUUCAGUGCGUGAAGUACCGGUUACCCUGUUUCCAUUGCAAAGAAAGAGGGCAUCACUCGGCCACAUGCGAACUACUGGAAACCUCAGUGCAGACGGGAGUGGAGAAGCUGCAGUGCGAGUUGGCGAUUGACAACAUUUUCAGAAGGCUCCGUCAGCUCCGCAAAAGGGAUAGUGAGAAAAGUUAG